AUGGCUGAAAACAUGGAGAUGGUCCCUUGCCCAAUUUGUGGCGAACUCUUUCCAGUCACUCAAAUCGAACAACACGCAAACUUUUGUAUUGAUUCUAUUGUCUUUGGUCGACGAGUACCUUCAAAUCCACAACAAUUUCAUGUGCCUCCACCCCAGCACCCUCCUCCAUUCCCAAAUGCUCCCAAGAAAGAGGAAAAGGAAAUGAAAGAAAGUAAAGAAGUUAAUCGACGAGAAAAAAAGACGGAACACACUGAAAUGAAAGAUGAGCCGGAGAUGAAGGACAUCCCACAAUUGCCACCACCUCCUAUGGAUAAAAUAGAACCGAACGAACUUGAAGAGAGCGGUGUGACGGUUGAAAAGGACGAGAACCUUUUUGAAAUAAUUUUUAAUGUGAUGAAUAACAAAGAACACGCGGACAACGAAAAGAGUGAAGAAGUCGAUGUGGCGCAAACAGAAAACUUUACAAAGUUGAAGAAAGCGGUAGACCCACUUGUCUUCAUGGCAACUAAACAAGCAAAACACAACACAGAAAGUCGGAGUAAAGAUAUCGAAAUGGAAUGGAGCGGUGAAUCAAACGUGUUUCCUUUGUUACUCGUGAAGGACAAAAGAUAUUUCGAUACUAUAAUUUACUUCCCACAAGAAGAGGAAAAGGUUAUAACAGCACACUCCUUUGUGUUAGCUGCAAGGUCGCCACUUUUUCAAGUCGAACUUGGGGAAAUGGAAAAGCGUCAAGGAGUGUAUUAUUACGAGGUAGGUGGGUAUACAUAUGAGGAGUUUACUGUGCUCAUACAAUUCAUGUAUGAUUCUGUGGAGCAUUCUGAAUUGGAGAAAAGUCCGCGCCUCAAGCAGUUGGAUAGCAUUUACAGUCCGUCAACUAACACUUUCAUUCAAGACAUUCUCCUCUUGCACAAUAAAAAGUUCUUUGAUGGAUUUUUUGAGUUUUCUGAUGGCUAUUCUGUGGAAAAGGUUGGGUUCAAUCGUGUCUUACUUUACCUCUUUUCAAGGUAUUUUGAAAAGCUUCUCGAGAAGGAACAAAACGAGUUUCUGAUGAAGAAAGUGAGUACAACGGAUACUGAAAACACUCAAGAAAGGGGGAAGGGAAUGCAAGAAAUAAUGCCAACGAGUGACCCGACGCCAUGUGUCGUUGAAGUCAAACUAGAAAAAGGAGAGAUGAGUGCUGCGUGUCAAGGGAUUGGUGAAUUUAUCAAAUACAUUUACUUGAAUGGGACUUAUCGAUUAGACGAGAAUUGUGUAGAUGAGAAUAUGAAUCAGAAAGUUAUUCCGAUGUUGUUAUACUUCUCAUAUGUCUUUGACGAGGAAGAACUCUCUGUCGAGUGUGAAAGAGUGUUGUGUCAGAACUUACUUAUCAACGCAAUGAACUGCAAUUUGGUCUUUUCAUAUGUCAAAAAGUGUAGCGAGCAAUUCAAAAAGUAUCUUGUGAAUAGUUUAGUUGAGUCGAUGUAUUCAAGUCCCUUCCAAUAUGAUGCCGUAAGCAUUUGGAAGGCGGAAAUUGUGAAUUUGGUGUUUGAUUCAGUUAAAGAUAUUAUUCAAUACGACAAAGUGAAACGCGGCAUUCAUUCAAUUGAAGAAGUACCUACAAACGUCACUGAAAUAUUUCUACGAGAUAUCAAUAAAGUAGGGAUUAUAGGAAGUAUCGCUUUUGUGAACAAAACCAGUGAAUUGUGUGAACCAGUGUCUCUUGUCUGUUUGGCCAUUUUCUAUGAUAUCGUCACACGCUCGGAAGUCGACCAAAUGUUACGAGUCGAAGGAUAUCAUGCACUUCUCCCAAUCAUUACAGCUUGUUGGAUUGGAACCAAUUACCAAAGCAAUGUCCAGAAGCACCUCAACGAUUUAAUAGAUAUCAUUUUGAAUCAUCUUUCUAAGAACUUUUUGGCUUUGGCAACAACAAGAAAUCACUCCCAAACGGCACAAGGAUUCUUUGAAAAAGUUUCAAUGCAUUUACAAAGGAAUGUUCAAGCUAAACCCACGUGUAAUGUCUGUAAUGAAAAAUUGGGGUUUUUCACAAAAUGGUGCGAGUUAUGUGGUGCACAGAUAUGUAAAAAGUGUUCGUUGGUGGGAGAAAUCUAUGACACUCGGAGUAAAAGUUUUGUACGAAGAACAGUGUGUUAUCGCUGCCACAGAAUUUGGACGUUUCUGUCUUCUGAAGAAUUUUAUAGGAGUGAAAUUGCAUAG
Messenger RNA from Entamoeba invadens IP1, 2193 nucleotides. RefSeq lists its product as hypothetical. Gene Ontology annotation, biological process: DNA repair. Gene Ontology annotation, molecular function: DNA binding; protein binding. The coding region runs from base 1 to 2193 and encodes 730 amino acids. The record is from RefSeq and is a predicted model, not a curated record. The transcript has 2 exons. Lineage: Eukaryota; Evosea; Mastigamoebida; Endamoebidae.